UACUAAGUAAGUUCAUACUGCGUAUUGCCUUUCUGACUUCGGUGUGAAAAUAUAUAAAUAAAAAAAGUCAGUCGCGCCGGGGCACGCGUAUGUUCGCGCAUACUUAUUAUAUAUUAUAGUUAUUAGCGUUCGAGAGAGACGAGGACUAGCUGCUUCCGCUUCUUCCUGCCAGCCUACAUUGUACCUUCCUCCUUCCCUUACAUUCGCCACUGCAAUUCGGUCCUUUCAUUCAAGAGAACUCUUCGACGGGUAAAAAAAACAUUUUACAAGAGAGAAGAUUGGCGACUUCCGGCUUUACAUCCGAUCGAAGUCGCCAUGACUUUCCUUUCUCUUCUUAUUUACGAGUUUUCUUGAUAUUUGCAUUAAAGAAAAAAAAUUCGCUGUGUUCCCGAUUGAUUAAGCUCGCUUGUUCGUCCCUGGGUAGGUGGACGCGGAAGCAGCGGACGGCAGUAUCCGUCGCGAAAACUUUUUUCACGGUUCCGUAAGAAAAAGUCCCACGCCGAAGUCCGCGCGUCCCCGCCGACUGUGUCUGUUUCAUGUUUUUCAAUAUUUGUAAUUUAUCGAUAAAAUUAUAAAAGGUAUCGAUACAUAACAGUCUAAAGUGUGCGCUACUCUACAUAAUAAUAUUAUAUAUAAAAAGUAUAAAAGUAUACAUUAUAUAUAUAUUAUAUAUAUAUACAUAUAUAUUAUAUAUGAAAAGUAUAAUAUAUAUAUAUUAUACAUACAUUGGGAUUGGUGAGAAUAUACGGUUUUUUCGCUUUGGAGUGUUAUUUUCUGAAAAUAUUGAACAAAAUAUGGAAAAAAAAUUAAUAAAACCAAUGAGUAAAAACAAAACAAAUGUGAUUUUUUUCUCACCCGAUGUACGACACGUCGUCAGCGACAGGCAAUUCUCUGUUGGAUUUUGCGAUUGCAUUCAUAUCGCGUGAGCGCACAAGUGUGAAUAUCUGAUGCAAAUAACUUUAUAUGACGCAUAACAUUUCGCUUUUAAUUUAUAAUAAUAUAUGAAAUCGUCCGACAUAUUAGAUUUUGAAAAUGAUUCGGUAUUUGAAGGAGAGCACAAUGAAUUCGUUGACAAGGAUAACAAGGUUGUUUAAUAUAUCUUUAAUCUUCAAUAUUAGUUUGGAUUUAAAUAACAUCUUGUUAACUUCCUGAAAUUAAUAUACAAACAAAUUUAGAUUGCUCUGCAGUUAUCAUGUUCAUACAUAUCAGGUGUAGAUGCAUGAUUUACUGAUUAAAUUUUAUUACUGCAUUUAUUAUUGAUAUUUUAUUAUUAAUUAAAUUAUUAAUGAAAACGUUACUACGAUGUAAUACAAUAAUAAUUUCGUAAGAACGUUGUUUUAUCAUACGGAGUUUGUUGUUGAAAGUACAGAUGUUCGAAGGGAUUAUGUACAUGCCGACUCUUCCAAACGCUUUUAACAGUCUCGUUGGAAAGACGGUGAGGAUCGAAACGGAGAAGCCGCAAUAUAUCAUCGAAUUAUUAGGUGAUCUUUUGGGAGUUGAAGACUACAAGACGAAUAAAGCUGCUUUCUGGUUUUUGGACGCUAUAGCUCUUCAAGUUCUACGUUACAAAAAUUGUCUAGAUGAUCAUUAUAGAAGUGUAUUAAUUAGCUGGCUGGCUGGAGAAAUGAAAUUAAUUCGAGAUAGGAAGUUACUUCGCGAGGACUUUUUUAAGGAAAUGAGAAUAUUAUUUCUCUGUGUUACUGAAAAAUUAUCUAGUAACGAUCGAUUGCUACAUUGGGAUGAAUAUUCUAAAAUUAUGUCACAAAAUCCUUCCACCGAUGCAUCUGCCAAUAAUGAAGCGGAAUAUUUAAUUACGAAUAAAUUAUCUGAAAAGGAAUUAAUUACAAAAGAUGACAAAUAUAUGUCUCAAGAAAACAAAUUUUUCUUUCUCGAACGAGAAUUGAAAGAUCAUAACAGUUCAAACAGUGCAAUAAAUAAUUUGCAAGAAAGGUCAUCGAUGAACGUCAAAACUUCAGAGAAUUUGCGAACAGAUGUAUUCGCAAAUUCAAACACAGCUAUUGGAACUUUUAAUUUAACAAAUCCAAGCGAUGUCCUGGAUAUAAUUGUUGAAGCGACAUACAACAUGUACGCUAAUGAAUUGCGGUAUGCCCUUAUAUAUGCAGUUUUUGCACAACCAAUACAGGUACAAAUCUUUCAUAUGCCUCACACUGUUCGAUUACCACGUCAAAUUAAACUCGCAGAUCCUGGAGGAACAUUUGAUUUACAGCUUCGCGAACGAUUGGAAAAAAUUGCUGAAAGUCAAAGAAUAAAUGGCGAAAAGGUUAAAGGAAAGAAAAUGAUUCAUGAUACGAGAAAAGAGCAAAUGGUUAAAGAAAUGGAAAUUCCUCCGCCACCACCACCUUCGAUAAUUGAAUUAGAAAAGUUAGCCUACAAUCGUCAAUUUAUUCUACCGCUAAUAGAGGCAAAUGAAGCAAUGCAGAUCUUUGAUAUGCAUGCAGGGAAUAUGUAAUACGAUAAAUACGAAUAAAUGAUUGAAAGAA
This is a messenger RNA of Solenopsis invicta (red fire ant), 2501 nucleotides long. RefSeq lists its product as uncharacterized. Bases 1370 to 2470 code for a protein of 366 amino acids. The record is from RefSeq and is a predicted model, not a curated record. NCBI's taxonomy places the organism in Eukaryota, Metazoa, Arthropoda, Insecta, Hymenoptera, Formicidae. The transcript is spliced from 6 exons.